Messenger RNA from Podarcis muralis (Common wall lizard), 3098 nucleotides. The record is from RefSeq and is a predicted model, not a curated record. Lineage: Eukaryota; Metazoa; Chordata; Lepidosauria; Squamata; Lacertidae.
AUGACUCAUUGUCGCUUUUUCCACCGCAGGCAAACACAGAGCGGGAUUCCUCGUGAAAUGGUUUAUGAUCGAAAGCCCCCAAACAAUGCUCCCUUCAACUAUAAUCUGGAAAACAGAAGUAAACUUUGCAGGUUCAACUAUUCAGCCUCUAGAGUUUUGAAUAACCCUCAUGGGCUUGAUUUUCAGCUGCCGGGAUUCAAGGAGUUCCCUCGUGAGAUUCCUGUGAUAUCUGCCUCUGUCAAAAUGUUUGGCCAAGAACUGAUGUUUAUCACCACUGAUGAAAUGCAGGCAUUUAUGAAGAACAUGCAGCAGCAAAGACAAGAUCAGCUGCCCAUGCUGCAUAAGGUUAUCGAAGGCCUUAAAAACAUCAACCAACAUUUUAUGAAAGCUGUGAUGCUAGAUGUUCAGUACGUGGUCCCAACAGUUAUUGGUCUGCCAUUCCAAGCAAGAGCCCAUAGCAUCAUCAUGGCACACGGUUUAUUAAAGGCAAGGACAGAAUUAUCUCAUGGUGAUCUCAGAGAUGCCAAUAUCCACCUUCAAGUUGACAGCAAACUUGCCCUCCAGGGCUACGGAAUGAUUUUCUGGGGAGUGAACACAUACGACAUGCAACACGGUUUGGAAAUGAGAGCCCAGAUCCGUACACAAGGCGUAUUCAACAUGAAUGCCACAGUGGACAUCAGAAACAAGAACUUCAAAUUUGACAUCGCCCCACCCCGUGAUGAUCAGUUUGAGUUGGCAAUGGCAAGCCAUGAGGCACAUACUGUUGCAAGAUACAUACAUUCUGAGAAGAAGGCUUCAGUACUUCCAGAAAGACCUGAAAUCGAUAUUUUGGAUGGAGAUUUCGACUCAGAAAAAGGCAACAUUAAGCAAUCAAGCGAUUCCUACAAAUAUAAGCCCACUUGCAUAUGGGUGCCUUGGUGCAUGACUCAGUUGUGUUUGAAGACCAUCAAGAAAACAAAAGACAUGCCCAAAGUGACUUCUUGGUUGCACUACCUGUGUGAAGAACAUCGAGUGGAGUUUCUCUAUGUACAAGUUGUUCCUCUGGAGAAGAUUCAAGGGGAGUUCCAACUAGGCUCUGGAGCACUGAGGACGAAAAGGGAUGUGAGAGCUUCUGAGGCAGCAAAGAGUGACAGCAGUGACAGUAGCAGCAGCAGCAGCAGCAGCAGUGACAGCAGUGACAGCAGUGACAGCAGCAGCAGCAGUGACAGCAGUGACAGCAGCAGCAGUGACAGCAGUGACAGCAGCAGUGACAGCAGUAGCAGCAGCAGCAGCAGUGACAGCAGUGACAGCAGUGACAGCAGCAGCAGUGACAGCAGUGACAGCAGUGACAGCAGCAGCAGCAGCAGCAGCAGUAGCAGCAGCAGCAGCAGCAGUGACAGCAGUGACAGCAGCGACAGUGACAGCAGCGACAGCAGCAGCAGCAGCAGUGAAAGCUCUGACAUUUCCCGGGAAAAGGGAAGGCAUUCCAAACUUCUUCAAUAUUCUUUCCUGUCAGUGAAACAGCAGCGAAGACAACAGCAAAGUAGCUCCUCCUCCAGCUCCAGCAGCUCCUCUAGCUCCAGCAAUGAAGAAUACACAAAGGGCUCUUCGGAAAAAGUAGCAUCCUUUGCUGUCAAAUGCCUCACUCGCAAUAAGAGACAAUACGGAAUCGUCGGCGACGUUUAUCACGGCUCCUCCAUGCUGAAAGUGACUAUAAGAAACAUCACACGGCCAAGCAAGCCAGUUGUCUGCUUCCAAAGCAUAAUGGUCACCCCUCACAAGCUCAGGACCACUCUAGAAGCAGGCUGGGAUUGCAAAGACUACCAGGUCGCUGCAGAAGUCGAGACGGGUUGGUUUGCUAAAAGGCCAGCAGUUCAGUUCAAGGCUAAACACAAAAGGCUUCCUGCAGUAAUGACGAACUUUGUGGAACAAAUAACUACAGUGAUUCCUGGAGCUGCUUACAUGAUGGGCUACUCAUACAAAGUUCAAAGAAAUCCCUCUCAAGAGGUUACACUGGUUAUAGCUCUAACUGAUCCUAGAAGCUACGCUGUGAUCAUGAGGACACCCACUGUGACCAUCUAUGCUGAAGACUGCAUGAUUCCGUUUUCACUGCCUAUUGGCGACUCUAACCAACCUUCAAAACUCUGGGAUGUUCCAUCAGUGAUACUUGCUAGUCAGAAUGGUGUCUGCAAAAUCGAUGGUCAAAAGAUCUCAACCUUCACUGGACAAAACUUUGACAAAAGAUUGCCUCCAGAUUGUUUCAUGACUUUGUUACAAGACUGUACCUGUGACAAGAAGUUUAUGGUGCUGAUAAAAUAUGAAUCUAAUAAUGCAAACAACAUCCUACUCAAAUUAACCAUCGCUGGCAGUGAAAUUACCCUCAAGAAUCGCAAUGGAAAGAACAUAGUAGAAAUUGAUGGUUCUGUAAUACCAAUGGCACGUCUCCCAGUCAGACAUGAAGAGUUUACCGUUAAAUCAGACCGCAAAGGUGACGAAAUUGUACUUUCUUCAUUGUUUGGAAUUCACGAGCUGAUCUACAAUGGACGUAAUGUUCAGGUAACCGUUACUCCCACUAUCGGAUAUACCUGUGGUCUUUGUGAAGUAUAUGGCGGAAAUGCAGAAAAAUUACGAACACCAAGUGGCUACUCAGCUAAAGAUCCAGAGAGCUUUGCUCAGUCCUGGCUGGUCCCCGAUGAAUGUGGUGGAGCCUGCAAACUGAAACACUCAACUAGGAGACUUGAGAAACCAAUCCGGAUUGGAGAAGAAGAUAUGCAAUGUAUUUCUACUCUACCCGUGUUGAGCUGUAAGGAGAAGUGCAGACCCACCACAACAACUCAGGUGUCUUCUAGCUUCCACUGUCUCUCAGCUGGGGCAACCUUGCCAACUGAUCUGGUUACCCUCGCUGCAAAAUCAGAAGACCUGCUUUCCUCUGUUGAAGCCCACGUAACAUGCAGUUGUGCUGAAGAACAAUGUGAAGCAUAACUUUCCUACUGAACAGAUUAGAAGCCCAAAAUACCGUUUACUGUGGGAGGCCAGUAUGUUAAUUCUAGGCAGCCACACAGAAGUUAAUUGAAAAAGCACUGCUGAGCCAUCUGAAGUCGAGUCAUAACCCUGCAGAA